GCGCCGCCAUCAUGGCGGCCUGAGGCGCGGCGGGUUCGGCGCCGGGAGCGGCGGGACGGGAGGCCAGGAGCAGAGAGAUUGAAAACCUAGAAUGGCAGGAGAACAGAAGCCGUCCUGCAAUCUUCUAGAGCAGUUCAUUUUACUAGCCAAAGGAACAAGUGGCUCAGCUCUGACUGCUCUUAUAAAUCAAGUGCUGGAAGCUCCUGGGGUUUAUGUCUUCGGAGAGCUGUUGGAGUUAACAAAUGUGAAAGAGCUUGCUGAGGGGUCUAAUGCUGCUUAUUUCCAGCUGCUGAACCUGUUUGCAUAUGGAACGUACCGGGACUAUGUAGCAAACAAAGAUAACCUGCCUGAAUUAACAGUGACUCAGAAAAACAAGCUGAAACACUUGACGAUCGUAAGCCUGGCUUCCCGAAUGAAGUGCAUUCCCUAUUCUGUGUUGCUGAAGGACCUGGAUAUGAGGAAUCUGAGGGAGCUGGAAGAUCUCAUUAUUGAAGCAGUUUACACAGACAUUAUCCAAGGGAAGCUGGAUCAACGAAACCAGGUGUUAGAAGUGGAUUUUUGUAUCGGCAGAGACAUUCAGAGGAAGGACAUCAGUAACAUUGUCAAAACACUCCAGGAAUGGUGUGAUGGCUGUGAAGCAGUUCUUUUAGGAAUUGAGCAGCAAGUACUUAGAGCCAACCAGUACAAAGAGAACCACCACCGAACUCAGCAGCAGGUAGAGAUGGAGAGUUUUUAGGAAUAUGUCACUGUUUCACUCUGCUCCAUGGCGAAGGUCUGUGUCUCAGGGACUGUUGACAUUUUGCUGAUAGUUCCUCAAGUUUGGCCCUCCCACAGAGCUCUCAGAGGUAAGUGAUUGUACUCUGUAAAGAGAGUGUGUGUUUACCCCCUAGCCUGGCCUGCCCCUGCCUCUCGCCAUCCCCAUGGUGCUACUCCCCUCUCCGAUUGCUCAGCCAGGCAAAGGAAUGGGCAGAGCAGCACUUUGCUCCCUGGCUAUGAAUCCACAGGCAUGGAUGCUUCUUUGUGCAGUGUCUACAUCUCAUGUCAUGCCCCACUGCAAAUUGCCUGAGUGUGGUAGCUGUGACCACAGUUCUUUCUUGUUGAUGAGAAAAGAUGUCCCUGCUCUAGUGAACAUGCAUACAUCCAUACUGGAAAUUCCAGGCAGUAAUGGGAUGCCAUAAGGUCAUUUAACAGUCCUGAAAUACAUAUUUCCCCACAGAGCACAAAAGAAUUUGUGCCAGUAGUCUUUGCUUGCUGUAAUUCUAGUAGAAGAUGGGACACACUUGCACAUCUCCAGAUCUCCAAAGAGCCUUUGGAAGAAACCUGUAUCAUUAGGGUGUUUUUUGAAAUGCCCUAAUCACACAUGAUACCUGUGUUUCUAGAAGAGCUGAUUGUGGUGGGUAAGCAAAGCCUGGCUCCAUCAAGGACAAGCCUCUUUGUGAGUAUUUGGAGCUUGUCUGACCAUAGGCUGUAUUUUCAUGGACAUGAAGUUUGGAAGUAGUGCUCUCUCACCUUCGAGACUCUUCCCAGAGAUGCUGUUUAUCUCACCAGCCCUCAUGUUUCACUCACUGUCUCAUGAUUAGCACAGUCCUAAGGCUGCUCUGUGCUGAUGCAGUAAGUAACAUCUUGGUGUUUCAUUGUCACCUUCGCAGCUGUUAGAGGGCACCAGUUCCUUCAGGAUCACCUGCCAGCUGUGAUGCUGUACCUUUUACAUCACGACUCUGAGAUGACACCUCUCCUUGCUGGCAGACGAGCCAGGUGGGUAGGCAUUGCUCCUCAGAGCUCUUCUGCAUCUCAGGAGGCGCAGGCUGUAGCCUGGUGUAGCAUGAAGGAAGUCAAGGACAAGGACGGUGUUGUAAAUAAGGGGCAGAGCACAGAGCCAGCUCUGCUGCAGCUGCGGAGGGCAACCUUGGGCAGAUCAGUUCCUCUGCAGUUGCAUUUCCCAGGACAGCCUCACUCCUGCCUGCUGACUAUGACAAGGUUUUGGUCUCCUGGUUGGGCAGAGGUUGUUUGCUGAUGGAGUUGAAGAGGAUGAGCGUGUGCAAUAGGGGGGAAAUCUUACACCUUUUAAGCUUUUCCAGAAAUCAUCUUCCUUUUAAGUAGCAUACCCUUCUUUUCCCCUGAUGCAGAUAAGGUGGUCCAUUGUGAGACUAUCAGCCUGGAGUAUUAUGGGUAAUAUACCAGGUUAAUUAUGGAGGGGGCAGGAAACAUAGCCUGUGCAGUUUUCAACAAUAUCAAAGGGAUGCUACCUAAUGAUUUUCCUAUUAGCUCUUUUCCCAUCCUGCCAGAGUUGCUGCAGAAGUGUCAUUUACAAAGGCAGCUUGCAACUCAUUACCCUGGAUUUUCACUGUAGUUCUGCUCCAGAGAGCGUGGGCUUUUGCUGCAUGCCCCAACCUAAUGAAUUGCCUGAUUUGGUUAGUGCUGCCGUCCCUUCUGACAAGGUUAGUUGCUGACUGACAGGAAGGGGCCUGAAUUCAAUUCCCUUCUUGUUUUUAACUCACGCUUGUGUCAGGUGCAGGCUCCCUCUGGAAGUUGCCCUGUGAUCCCUUCUCUUUGUUUUUCUGCGUUCUGAGGGAAGCAGCCCAAGCUUGGAGAAGUCCUGGAGCAAGUGGCAGGGGCGUGUGUGUUGCUGCCCCUGGCAGUCCCUGCUCCAUGCCUCAAGUCCUUUUCCAGAUGGAAAAUUCCUUUGCUCUCUUGCUCUGGGACUCUGGGCUUCUCUUUUUCUUCAUAGCUUUGGGAUUUGCUGUCACCUGAGCUGGGCUUUGUAACCCUUCAGCAAUAAGUACCUGGAAAAAGGUGCAUGAAUGGUACCAGGGAAAAACAUGCAAUAUGGGCUGGGGCAACAGAACUGGUUUCCCACACAUGAGAAAACAACGUGUCCCCACUGUGAGUGCUCAAAGGUUUGCUCCAGCCUGUUUGGGCUUUGCCAGGUACUCGUACUACAGCACUGGAGGAAGCUCUUUGUCCUUUUUCACUAGAGAGCUGUGUGCUUUUUCAGGCUGGGAGCCUAUGGCUCAAUUCCUGCUAGGAAUUGCUCCUGGAGAGGAGAAAUCACGGCUGUUCCUACGUCAUGUCACAAGUGUUCCCAUUUGGAAGCUGAAAUGGCUACUGCUCAUUCAGCUAGUGGUGAACAGAAAAUAUGUAGGUCCCUUGAGUGCUAAUUUGACCUGAGUACGGACAGGUAACUCUGGGACUCCUGCUUCCCUCACUUCCAGGUGUGUGAACACAUCUCUGCUAAAGGCCAUUGUCUGAGACUGUGGUUGGGAUAUCAUGUACCACCUCCUGAGGCUGCACUUCUCAUCCAGAACAACUGUUGUUUACUUAGGCUGUCUGGGCUGGGAUGUUUUCCAGCGCUGGCCAUGGAUCCCUUCAUGGGAUGUUGUGAGGAUCUGACCUAGCUGGCCCACAGGGGAGGCAGUGAUGAGAGAUGAAUUUGUUUUUGCUGCACAAGAUACUUCCUUGCCUCUUAAUUAGAUUCCUGUGGCCCCUCUUUCUUGCUGCCCUUGUUCUCUACUGAGCCCCUGUCAGGGAGACCCAGCUGUGGUCAUUUCAGGUGAGUGCUGUGUUCUAAUGAGCCACUUCUGAUUCCCAUUCUUGCUUGUCCAGUGAAGCAGGAAAAUGCACAUCAGGGCUCUGAGAACCGACCUCUGCUACCAGGGCCACUCUCUGCCUGUCAGACCACUGAUCUGGCUGUGCCAUGGAGGUGCUGAGGUUGAGUGAAUCUGAGCUUUCCCAAGUGUUCUUUCACCCCUAGUGCUGCCUUCCCUCUUGCACAUCAGCUCCACCAUGCAUGGGCAUGUCGUGCUGGUGUGAAUCCAUAUCCUGAGGGACAGGGUGGCUUAUCCCUGGUCAGACCAGAAGCAGCAAAGCUAGGAACCAAGCUGUUAUCCUCUCCCUCUGUACCAGGAGCUCUAGCUCUGAUUGCACUUGUCUGCCAAAGCUAAUGGCUUUUUGCCAUACAGCUUUGCCCUUUCCUUGGACUUGCUCUUUCCCAGGAAGCCCAGUGGAUAGAAGGGACCCAUGCUAUGGGCUGUGCUUUUUCUCUUGGACAAUGCUGCUGUGGAGAAACAGAAAUCCAGACUGUACAUGACCCCAGGCUGUGUUCUUCUAUCUCCCAACCUUAUCUCAGGUUCUGCCUCAGGUGGUCAAAUUGUGUGGAUUGAAUUCUUGAGACUGAGUCACUGCCACUGUGUUGAGGUCAACCCCUCUGUCACCAGGCAGGUGCUUUUAUUUCAGCUCUGGCUUGCAGCAAAAAGCCAAAACUGGAAGGGGAAUUGUCCCCACCUUGGUCCCAGCCUGUCACUCUGUGAUGGUCACUACUCUGGCUUCAAGCUCAAGGACCAGGACCCUGAAUGGGAUCUGCAGCACUGCCUUCUUACUCCUCUGUUCAGACCUGGCUAUGCAAAGCCUGCACAGUAAGCGAUUCCUUAUUGUCCUUUAGGUUUCCUGGGUGGACAGUCCCGUCUAAUGGGCAUCUCUUUAGGAGCUCCUGAUAUAGCCCCUUCUUUCUUAUAAAGAUGUGUGGAGCUGGAAGGGCAACCUUCACAGGUGUACUUGCCUUACAGAGCCCUGACAGUAAGUUGUCAUUCCCUAUGAGAGCUGCCACAUGCCCAUCCUGCAUCCCUCCCUGCCAGGGUCUUGAUUUUGUUCUCCAUAGGCAACAUCUAAUGUGGUCCAUCAGCUGCUGCUCCCCAUCCAGCUGGACCCUGUGAGCGCUGCGAGUGGAUCCCUGUCUCUGAUGGAGGCUGUGCUCAUGCAAGGUCAGAAACGUGCCCUACUGAUGAUUGAGCUGUUGGGUUUCUGGAUGAAUCCUCUUGUUCUGUGCACCCAGGGUUCUGUCAGAGCUGGGGUGAGUCUGGCUGGAGGUUUCUAUGGUUUCCUGGUGGUUGCUAAGGAAAAGGAUCGCUUUGCCUCUGGGUCUUGGUGACUUUCUUUUUGCCCUGUCCUAGGCACCGGAGCCCAGCGGAACAUAAUGCUCGUUGUUUCCCAGCCCACUACAAUGGCCAGGGCAUAAUUUGUGACUCCUGUCACGGCUGGGCUGGGUGCCUGCCACUCUCUUUUUUUUCUAAGGCCUCUUUGAAGAAUAAGACCAAAGAGCCUUCAAGCAGGAGUUUGCAUGUUUACUGCACUCCCCGCCCCCUCGCUUGCUGUUUCCUUUAGAGCUCCGAGUCAUUUUAACAAUUUAUUUCAUGCACUUUACAUAGCAAGAAGCUGUAGCAACAGCUGUGUCCAUGAAUCCUUACAAGGCAGCUCUCAGUAUAUUUUGGUCUGUCUACAUAUUGUCCCUGGCUCAGUUAAAUAAAUCUCUGCUGGAGGAAGGGACUUUACAGCUUAGUGGCAAAGGGUUGGUGAAUGGGAAUAUCAACAAGACACUUAGUGGGCCUCUGGAUCCUGGAAUAGCAGUGCCUCCAGCACAAAGCUCUGCUCCCACCAGCGCAGCCGGGGGCCAGAUCCAGCGUGAGCUUUUUGUUGCUGUCAGCAGGGACGGCGUCUCCAUCCGGCACCAGCGAUAGAGCUGUAGUUACGGGCUGAAGCUUGGACUGGAAGCUGUUAAAGCAUGUGUAGGACAGAUGCUGCCCUUGUCACACUGCUGUCGAUCCAGGGCUCGGCUGUUAACAAUGGUGGGCUCAUUUCCACGGGUGCCAUUUGGGAUCUGGGCAUGGAUGUGCUGCCUGAGGCCAUGGAUGUGCUGCCUGAGGCCGUGUGCUCUUGCAAGGAGCUCAGCUGGAGUCUGCAGAGUCUUGCAGCGCCAGGCAGGAUUCAGUCCAUCAAAGCAUCACAGGAUUGGGCACAAGUUUACUUUUGCAUAUGGGAUCAAAGCUUAAAAUAUCAGCUGGCCUUUCUCUCACUUCUGACUUUUCUGAAAACAUCUGAACAAUUUCUUCUUUAGGUCUGUUAAAAUCAAUCAAUCCAACAUUUAAAUUGUAUGUGAAUUUGAUAAAUAAAAACAGGUUACAAAAUGCCA
Cyanistes caeruleus (blue tit) is the source of this 5962-nucleotide messenger RNA. RefSeq names its product COP9 signalosome subunit 7B (gene COPS7B). NCBI's taxonomy places the organism in Eukaryota, Metazoa, Chordata, Aves, Passeriformes, Paridae. Gene Ontology annotation, cellular component: COP9 signalosome. Gene Ontology annotation, biological process: COP9 signalosome assembly. The record is from RefSeq and is a predicted model, not a curated record.